Messenger RNA from Aspergillus melleus, 3384 nucleotides. Its product is annotated as DUF3433 domain-containing protein. The record is from RefSeq and is a predicted model, not a curated record. NCBI's taxonomy places the organism in Eukaryota, Fungi, Ascomycota, Eurotiomycetes, Eurotiales, Aspergillaceae. Bases 1 to 3384 code for a protein of 1127 amino acids. The transcript is spliced from 2 exons.
AUGAACUCCAGUGUUCCACAUUUUGAGGACAUCAAUUUGUUCAGCUCAACCUAUGCCUACUAUGGAGUCCUGGCGCAUGGUUUGCCCUAUCCCAAAGGAACGUCCCCUAAAUUCGUCGUGCCAAAUAUCUACCCAAAAGAUCCUCUUCCCGACGGCACCACUCGUAUUGCGGCCAACGUCACGGGCUACUGGCCAAGCUUGGACUGUCAGCCAGGAAGCCUGAAUUGGACCAUGCUAAGCCCUGAUCCCGACACCCAUGAUGAUAAGGAUAGGGUUAGAAUUCGAUUUGAAACCGAGGAUGGCCGUUGCUCUGUUGGUAAAUUAGUCCCGGAUACUGCCGUAUUCUCACUGAAUGAUCACUUGCGUGAGAUACUACCAGAGAAAUUGAUUUAUCCUCGGAUGGCGAACCUGUACGCUAAUUGCACUGGCAACGAAACGAACUCCGAUAUCCAUCCAUCACUGCGUCUCCUGUUUACCGUCCUUGACGUCCGAAACACUCAGGACCUCAAGCCUAAUGCAGAACAGCUUCUACGUUCAGGCGACGAUGUCAAGGUGGCAAAUUCGGCCACUGUUGAGAUCAAGAGCGCCACGGCCAUUCUCUGCAAGCAAGAUCUGGUCGGCAAGCGAGCGAGAGUUGAAAUAGAUCCCUCUGAUGUGGAUACUCAGAGAGGACCGGGGCUUGACGUCACUCCUAUCUCUACCCUAACUACUCAGACAUUGCUGCAAGGGCACUCCAUGGAUGAACUAGCUAAUAAUUACUUCCAGAUGAUGUGGAGGUUUAUGGCAGGAUCUCCUAACCUUCUUGGACAGGACAAAGCGACGGAGGAUGCUUAUAGGCCCUUUUUCCGUCUCAUGCUAGCGGAGAGCGACAGCCCCGACUACGAGUCGUUUCUAGACACCAAGCGCCUCACAACAAGCGCGGCCAACGUUUACAUCGGUCUGGCAGCCCAGUCGGUCUAUUAUAUACUCCAUACCUUUCUCAAAUCACCCGAUCAAGAAAUUCCUGGGGAGGCUUUCCGCAAUGAGAACCGCUUGUUUGUGCAGAAGACUCCAAUUGGUGUGAUGGUUACCUGCGUUGCUCUCAUGAUAUGCAUCUCAGUGGGUGUGAUUAUGACUAGUCCAUUCAAUGUUGUUCCUCGGAGUCCAGAUAAUAUUGGUGCUAUCAUGACCUUCCUUCCCAAUAGCAAAUUGACGAGGGUGCUUGCCGGAACCGCUUAUUGGCCUUUCCCGCGGAUUAGAAAUGCUCUCAAAGGACAGCGAUUCCGGACUCGUUUGGAACCGUCGCCCACUGAUCGUUAUGCGAAACCAACGAAACCAACAUUCACUAUUGAUGUGGAUCUUCAGGAUGCGUCUGAGAAGCCACAAACUCCGGCUGAGAAAACACCUGAGGUGUUGGAUAACACACCGCAGAAGAUUUGGAAGCCCCUAGCGUAUAGUUUUCCUUUUCGUUUGCUUGUGCUAGUAUCUCCUAUUGCUGUUAUAAUCGUCAUCGAGACUCUGCAGCAGGUGUCGACUAAAAAUGGCGGGUUUAUGGACGUUCCGAGGGACUCUAGUGUCCUCUUCUGGAGCAAGUUCAUCACCUCCGGAGUGAUGGUCUCCCUCUGUCUCAUGUAUGGGACCUUUGAUUUUGGGCUUGCAUUGCUUGCCCCAUACCGCGUACUCAGUCAAGGUUGUGCCGCAAAUAAGCGCGCAAUGUUUGCGAAUUAUCUUCGCGAUAUACCUGUAUUUGCACUUGGGAAAUCAUUAUCCGAUCGUCAACUUGCUGUGUUCUUCAGUCUUUUCGCCACGCUCGCUGCAAGUUUGUUUACGAUUGCCGCAUCAGGACUUUACAUAGUGGAUUACCAGAACACUUUGAGUCGGACUAUGGCAGUCCACCGAAGCGAUGUGUUCAACUUGACUUGGCCCAAUGCCUACAAUGACAGUCAUGCGGGCACUGUGCUUAAUCUUAUUGAGCAGUCAAACCUUACCUUCCCUCGGUUUACGUAUGGAAAUCUGGUUUUUCCGGUAGUUUCAUCCCCAGUGUCCUUUGAACAGAGAGGGGACAGCACCGGCCAGGAAAAUGGGCAUAUGACUCUUCGAGUACCCGCUCUUCGCCCACGGCUUGAUUGCAAGCCCCUCGACACGGCUACCUUAUAUACGGGCAAGACCUCAUCAGCGCUAGAGCCUGAGAAACGGGUACCUUACGCUAGUCUCCAGACCACCAUCAAUCUCGAAUCCAUGUAUCCGAAAUGCAAGCGCGGUCGAGCGUACGGAGAUAAGAAUCUGUUUAACUUUAACAGCACAAUUUACUUUCCUGAGAGGCAAGUUGGUAACGGACCCAUCCUUCAGACACCCGUUUACGGUGGUUUUCUUUUCGAUCUGCAUCUCGGAGACAUCCUUGAAAACGAGAAUGUCAGCUCGCGAUAUACCCAGUUUGAGAAGUGGGGGAAUAGCGAUCUAUUUGCCGACUGGUACUCGUACGGCGAGUCUCCCUCAUAUACGGAGGACAAUUACGAUAAGGGACAGAAUCCAGAGGGGUGUCCUAGCGUCGGGUUCAGUUUCGGUGCAUUCAUCCCACUCUCCACCAACAUGACCGAAGUGACUAGCGGGGUUUGCGAUCAGUACAUUGAGGAAGUCACCACGGAAGCUCGUUUCAUUCUUCCUAGUCUCGAGCUCGACCCGUCGAACCCCCCUGUCCCCGAUGAGUCGACCGCCCAUGUGCUUGGGGAUGGCCACGGGUUCGAUAUGCGACAAUACCGCCCCCAAUAUAACAUCGAACAGAGCAUCCUCUACUUCAAUGCGAACGCGUCCGGAUACAUGGACACCUUCUACCAAGUCGUUGUCCACGGCAUCGACGGCAUCCCUGAAUCGGACCUCGUCGGAAAAGACAACAUUCCUCGCCUCCUCAACGCCACCAGUGACCUGUACGGUAAAUACAUGGCGAUCGCCAUAUCCUACAACAUGCGCCAGAAUACAACCUUCAAAAAAGACGACGACCUCGGCAGUGCCGCUUCUCGCUCGAUUCAAGGCCAAAACGACGAUUCCAACUUCGAGGCUUCGGUCGUGUAUCCGUCCGCGCGCUUGAAAAUUGAUCGUCGAGCUAGUCUCGCGCUGGAGAUUUUACUGGCUAUUGCUUUCAUCUGUAGUGCGAUUGCUUGCGCGUUGGCAUGGACUCCCGUGUUUAUCAUGCAAAAUCCUGGCCAGAUAUCAGGUGCCGUGGCCUUGGUGGCUGGGAGUACGCUGGCUUCGCGUAAGGUUAUACUGGAAGGGACUGAGUGGCUGAGUAAUAAGCAAACGCAAGAGCGGAAGAUCUUUGCUGGACUGCGAUUGAGGCUGGGCUGGAUAGAUGAUGAUGAUGGUAGAGGGCGGUAUGGGAUCGAUGUUGAUAAUCGGCAAUCUGCUUGA